CAUCUUGUCUCUGACGUCUUGUGAUCACAAGACUUCUUUUGAGUUUUCUGUCAAGGCAAAAAUUGGGCGAAAAAAGGCCGUCCCUGUCGGGAUUUCUCGGGUAUAAUAUCACCAAAUUGCUCAACAAAUAUCUCAAGAUGAGAUACUUCCUAACUUACCUGUUCGUGUUGCUCGUGAGUCUCGCGGUAGUAAUUUUUUCGCUAUACUACCUCUUGAACGGUAAGGGUGAGCAGCUGAGUGUGGGAUGGUUCCUAGACAACACGUCCCCCUAUAUGUGGGGUACGCUGGGCAUCGCCUUCGCCGUAUCCCUGUCGGUGGUGGGUGCUGCCCUGGGCAUCCACACGACUGGCACGAGCAUUGUCGGCGGAGGUGUCAAAGCGCCCAGAAUCAAGACCAAGAAUUUGAUCUCCGUCAUCUUCUGUGAAGCCGUCGCUAUUUACGGUUUGAUCACUGCCAUCGUGUUGUCGGGUAUGCUGGAGAAAUACACGACAGGUGAUAUUAACAUUGAGCAACAGAAUAAAAUGGCUGGAUUUGUGAUGUUUGGAGCCGGUCUGGCUGUGGGCCUGGUCAACUUGUUCUGCGGUAUCGCCGUCGGCAUCGUGGGCUCAGGUGCUGCCCUUGCUGAUGCUGCCAAUGCUGCCCUCUUCGUCAAAAUCCUCAUUGUAGAAAUUUUUGGAUCAGCCAUUGGUCUGUUCGGCCUUAUUGUUGGCAUUUACAUGACGUCAAAAGUCAAAAUGGGCAACCAGUAAAUCUAAGAAGACAUAAUACUUGAAUAAAACUUUGUACAAGCAGCACUGGGUCGCCUGGCCUUGAUCUUAAGAAAACAAAACACAACCAGUGCUUAAAAACUGUACCCUAACAUAAAUAGAAUUUGGAAGAUUUAAGUAUAACUGCAGUGUUGGAACCAAGUAUUGUUGCUGUGUUUUGAAUUUAGAUUCCUACAUACAUUUUUUGAUGUUAUUUUUUUUGUAAACCCUGUUAGGGCUGUUACACGGAAUGUAGAAAAAAACGAAUCAGAAAUUGUUCUCUAAUUUGUCAAUUUGCAAAACUGACUUUUUGAGGACAGUGAAAUUGUUAUUUUCGUGUAACAUUCUUAUGGUCUUAGCACUGAAAUCAUUAUUAAUUUGUAAGAGUAAAUAAUUAUGUAUUACUUGUUUUUGAUUUUUUUUUUGACUUCAGUUACUGCAUUUUGUGCUAAGGUCACAGAUUUGUAUGAACAGUUUUGAUUGUAUUGGAGUGUUUUUGUAACCAUAGAGUUAGCUUGUUUUAUCAUGUUACACUGUGUCUCUGACGUUGAGUUGACUAGAUACACAUUGCAUGACGACAUAUCACAAUUAUACAUAAUGCCUUAUUCCAACAUACUGCUAGGUGCACACCUAAAAUGGCAACACAGCUCACUACUUUUGUCAUUUCCAAAACCCUAGUGGUCAUAACGCCUAAAUGCCUUGACAAACAAAAUGCAAUGUUGUAUCUAGUCAUUUUAAAGGCUUAAACAUUCCAUAAAACCAUGUUUUCAUCUUGUAAAUGGUUAAUCAUUGGUUUAUUGAAUCAAUAGCCCAUAAUACAUAGUGUACAUAAACUUUAUAAUUGGAGUAGUUUAUCAUAUAAUUAACAAUAUUCUAUGGCUAAUAUAAUAUUACUGGCAUGAGAUUGAAAGAGGCAGAGUGUUACUGAGGUGCUUGUCCACUGUAUUCGGAUACUAUGCGUGCUUUUUAUCGUAAAAUCAAAGUAAUUGUAAUUUGUAAACAUAUCCUUUUGGAUAGUUUCGAAAAUAAAAGUGGACUGGCAACGUUACAAAUUAUCCCAAUGUUUACAAAACGUUUUUCUUCUAAUAUUCGAUGUUCUCUACCUAAAUUAUAUGAAAUUGUAACUUUCAGAUUUUGUAAAUAUUAGUUUCGCUUCCCUGCUCUAAUUUAUUGUACGUGUAAAUUCAUAACCAUAUAAACAUUAUUAUAGGUGUUGAUGUGUAUGCCAUACAACUUACGAAGAAUCGAUCGAUAUUGGCUGUAGGCACAAAUAGUGACAUUCAUUAUUAUUGGAACAAAACAAUUGAAGAAGUAUUAUAUCAGUCUUUAAGUACCGUUUACUGAUGUAAAUCUAAGUUAAAUAUACUUUAUUUGUGCAAAUGUAGAUAUUAUGUAUGUUGAUGAAUAAAUAGACAAAGUUAA
This is a messenger RNA of Pectinophora gossypiella (pink bollworm), 2168 nucleotides long. It is a transcript of the gene VhaPPA1-1, whose product is annotated as V-type proton ATPase 21 kDa proteolipid subunit c''-like. NCBI's taxonomy places the organism in Eukaryota, Metazoa, Arthropoda, Insecta, Lepidoptera, Gelechiidae. The transcript is spliced from 2 exons. Gene Ontology annotation, molecular function: proton-transporting ATPase activity, rotational mechanism. Gene Ontology annotation, cellular component: proton-transporting V-type ATPase, V0 domain. Gene Ontology annotation, biological process: proton transmembrane transport. The record is from RefSeq and is a predicted model, not a curated record. Bases 138 to 749 code for a protein of 203 amino acids.